UGCAGUAUUAGUCUCGGCUCAUGAUAAAACAGCAUAUUUACUGACCAAUCCGCCAUCCGUUUGUGCUUCAUUCAAGAUGGCCUGUCAGGGACUGGCGAAGGGCGAAACUGUCCACAGUCUGAAAGCGGAGUCUGAGUCUUUGAAAGCCAAACUGGAGGAGGAGAGAGCCAAGCUACACGACGUCGAGCUGCAUCAGGUGGCAGAGAAGAUGGAAGCUCUGGGUCAGUUUGUCAUGAAGACCCGGCGAACUUUAAAAGGGCAUGGAAAUAAAGUGCUGUGUAUGGACUGGUGCCGGGACAAGAGAAGAAUCGUCAGCUCCUCUCAGGAUGGAAAAGUCAUUGUGUGGGAUGCAUACACAACCAAUAAGGAGCAUGCGGUCACUAUGCCCUGUACUUGGGUCAUGGCUUGCGCUUAUGCUCCCUCUGGCUGUGCUGUGGCUUGUGGUGGUUUGGAUAAUAAAUGCUCCGUCUAUCCUCUUUCUUUGGAUAAAAAUGAAAACCUGGCAUCUAAGAAGAAAUCUGUGGCCAUGCAUACCAACUAUCUAUCUUCCUGCAGCUUCACCAAAUCUGACAUGCAGAUUCUGACAUCUAGUGGUGAUGGGACAUGUGCAUUAUGGGAUGUCGAGAGUGGGCAGCUGCUGCAGAGUUUCCAUGGUCACUCGGCUGAUGUUCUCUCUCUUGACCUCGCACCUUCUGAGACGGGAAGCACCUUUGUGUCAGGGGGCUGUGAUAAGAAGGCUAAUGUGUGGGACAUGCGUUCGGGACAGAACGUUCAGUCUUUCGAGACUCAUGAUUCUGACAUCAACAGUGUGAAGUAUUACCCCAGCGGAGAUGCUUUUGCCUCUGGAUCUGAUGAUGCCACGUGUCGUCUGUAUGAUCUGCGGGCUGACCGUGAAGUGGCCAUCUACUCCAAAGAUAGCAUUAUAUUCGGUGCUUCUAGUGUGGACUUUUCCCUCAGUGGUCGUUUGCUGUUCGCAGGAUAUAAUGACUACAACAUUAACGUCUGGGAUGUCCUGAAAGGGACCAGAGUGGCAGUUCUCUUUGGUCAUGAAAAUCGCGUCAGCACUGUCAGAGUGUCUCCUGAUGGCACUGCAUUCUGCUCAGGAUCAUGGGAUAACACUUUACGGAUCUGGGCUUGAGGAGUCGUGCGAGAGGAGAUACUUUCACUUCUCAGUAUCAAAGCACACAUGGCGACCGUAGGGAAUCUUAUCGUUACAGACUUUUUUAAUAUCUUAGCACAAUUACAUGUCUCUUUCUUGGCUUCUCACCAAAAUAUAUAUACAUGAACAAUAAUAAAAUAUAAAGAAUACGAUUUAGAACAAGACAUUUUUUUAAUUAAAUACCUUUUUAGAUAUUUUUAUCAGAGUAUGUAUUUAGAAGCGUAAAGUUUAGCAUUAUUAAAUCAUAACUAUAUCAUCAUAAAGUUUGCUUGCACUAGAAUGAUGAAAAUAUAGAAAAGUGUUUCAUGUGUUUUUUAUGUGAAUUAUGAUAUAGAUUACCAAAAUCAACAAUUGAUCACAAUAAUCUGAUUGCUUAGUUUGUCCACAUCAGUAUUGUUACUAUUUUCCUGAUGAAUUACACUUGUUUACCAUUGCUUGUUGUCUAUAUACUGUAGUUUUUGAGUG
This is a messenger RNA of Danio aesculapii, 1624 nucleotides long. RefSeq names its product guanine nucleotide binding protein (G protein), beta 5b (gene gnb5b). The record is from RefSeq and is a predicted model, not a curated record. The transcript has 11 exons. NCBI's taxonomy places the organism in Eukaryota, Metazoa, Chordata, Actinopteri, Cypriniformes, Danionidae. Bases 77 to 1138 code for a protein of 353 amino acids. Gene Ontology annotation, biological process: G protein-coupled dopamine receptor signaling pathway; G protein-coupled receptor signaling pathway. Gene Ontology annotation, cellular component: heterotrimeric G-protein complex; cytoplasm. Gene Ontology annotation, molecular function: signaling receptor complex adaptor activity; protein binding.